Molecule: messenger RNA, 1937 nt
Organism: Bursaphelenchus xylophilus (pine wood nematode)
Lineage: Eukaryota; Metazoa; Nematoda; Chromadorea; Rhabditida; Aphelenchoididae
Source: the annotation of a GenBank genome assembly
AUGGUUGCCGACGAAUCCCGCUUGCCCAAAACUCCCGUCACUUCCAAGGAAGCGGCGGUCAAGAAGCUUUUGGAAGUUUACCCCAACCCUGCAGACGUCCCGGACGAAGAAUGGAAGAAGGUUUUGACCCCUGAAGAGUUUUUUGUGUGUCGUCAAGCAGGGACUGAACCCUCUUUCAGCGGCAUUCUAACUAAACAUUUUGCUCCUGGCAAGUAUUCAUGCAGAUGUUGCGGAGCUGAUCUUUUUGUGUAAGCAUUAAAACUUUAAAUUUGAGCUGAUCUUAUUCUUCAAAAGUUAUCCAUUCGUUUUAGAUCGGACACCAAAUACUGGGCGGGAUGUGGAUGGCCUUCCUUUAGUGAAUCGAUCGAUGAAGACAAGAAUAUUCUCCGUAUUCCAGACACUCGCUUUGGUUUGAAUAGGACUGAAGUCAAGUGCAAACAGUGCCAUUCCCAUCUUGGACAUGUUUUCGAUGACCCCGUCCCAGAAACUGGAGAAAGGUAUUGUAUUAACAGUAUUUCGAUCAAUUUUGAUGAAAAGACUGACGGAAAUCGAGUCUAAAUGAAUCUCAGCUGCUUUAAAAUAAACAUUAUGGAAAGGGAUCGCGGAGUUUGUGAUAAGAGCAAUGGGAAUCUUUGAGCGGGAAAACGGUAAAGGGGUUCUUCUUGUUUUGACAGGUUACCCCUUAGGCAUGGCUCUAGGCCGGGCUUUCCAAAAUUUUCCGUCCCGGGCCGUCUAAUUUUAAGUCCCGGCCCCGGGCUUUUAUUUUCAGGCCCGUCCCGGUUUUACAAGGAAAGUACUUCUAUGGGGUGUGGAAUUACCGGUCGAGAUAUAUAUCAAAAAAUUCGCAAAAAUUUUCUGAUUCAGAAUAUAUAUAAAUUAGCUGCCUAAUUUUGGUUUAAUGACAUGUUUUUGUCCUCAGAAGUUUUCUCGCGACACCAUGCAAGUGUCUUUUUGACCGUGUUUUUACCAAUAAAAAAAUUUUGUUUUGUGCUAAACUAAAUUCUGAAGCCUUGACAAGCCUUAAAAUAUCAAAUUGGAUUACAACUACACCUUAAAAGUAGUUCCAACGUAAAAAAUGGGUUCUAAUGUGGCAAAAAGAACCGAACCCGUUUCCCUCGGAUUUCCAACCCAGCGCUCUAACCACUCGGCCACACCGCUCUCUUCCGAAGGAAGAGACCGAGCGCGCUUUUGUUGCCGCAGAUUUUUUUCCUCGAGAAAAAGAUUUAUUGAAAAAACUCGCUGAUAGACCAAAAUUAGGCAGCUAAUUUAUAUAUGUUCUGAAUCAGAAAAUUUUUGCGAAUUUUUUGAUAUAUAUCUCGACCGGUAAUUCCACACCCCAUAGAAGUACUUUCCUUGUUAAAGAAAAUUCGGAUUUUCCGAGAAUUCUCAUAAGAAUAGCGAAAUUCGAGAAAAAAUCACUCGAAAACAUUUCAAGAUUACAUCAAGGCGACCAAAAAAAUUUCUUUUCUUCCCCAGAUGAUUCCAGGCAAGAAUUUCUCGACAUCAAAAAAAAACCGGUUAUGACGUUUUUCACAGAAUGAAAAUUUCCAAAUUCACGUCAAUAAAUCACAUGGCAUUUGAACUUCGAUCGAUUUUGAACUGAAAAGGUCAAAAAUUUGAACUUAUUGUUAGAUUUGAUGAGUUCGUGAACUUGAACCUCUCUUCAGUAGUGAAUACCUUGUUCGUAUAAACUACGCUUCCAUGUUAUUGUAAACAAUUGUGAUGAUGUAAUUGACAGGGCAAGUUACCACAGGUCCGACGAAAAGACCCGUGAAAUUUUUGAUUGGCACUUCUUCAACUCUUUGCUUUUUGCAUACUAUGAGAAUUAAAAAAGGUUACAUCCCUAUGACAUCAUCAACAAAUUUUUUUCAAGGGCGCAGUGGAGGUCAUGUUUGGUCGGACCGGAGGACAUUGUUCAAUGUGUUCAACUGGGAUAA